AUGACUCUAACGGGAAAGAUUCCCCGUGAUUUUGGAAACCUCACAUUUCUCGUUUCUCUUGACUUGAGAAGCAAUAAUUUCCAUGGAAAUUUGCCACAAGAAAUGGCACACUUGCGCCGGCUUAAGUUUCUUGAUUUAAGUUUCAACAACUUUAGAGGGGAGAUUCCUUCUUGGUUUGGGUUUUUACAUCGACUUCAAGUUCUUAAUAUUAGACAUAAUAAUUUCACUGGUUCCAUCCCUUCUUCAUUUUUUAAUAUAUCCACACUCGAGACUUUGAAUCUUAAUUUCAAUUCCAUAGAGGGCCAAAUCCCAAAAGUAAUUGGAAGUCUUAUAAACCUUAGAGAAUUAAUGUUGAAGGGUAACAAGCUCAUAGGUUCUAUUCCUUUGUCACUCUCGAAUGUCUCAGGGUUGGAGACUUUACAGAUAUCUACUAAUUCACUUCAAGGAAACAUUCCAGAAGGGAUCGGAAAUCUUCACAACAUGAACUUUUUGUCCAUAGAAUAUAAUCAACUUACAGGUUCUAUACCAUUCUCCAUUUUCAAUAUUUCUCGAAUUGAAUUCAUUGCAUUUACUGGCAAUAGCUUAUCUGGAGAUCUUCCCAAUGAUUUAUGCAAUCGUCUCCCAAUACUCAAAGGGCUUUUUCUAUCUGCAAACAAGUUUCAUGGCCAUAUGCCUACAAGCUUGUCAAAUUGUUCACAACUUCAACUAUUGGGUUUAUCAGAAAAUGAGUUUGAUGGACCAAUACUUAGUGAAAUUGGAAGUUUAACUAAACUGCAAGGAUUGGGUCUCGGAUCUAACUAUUUCACUGGUAUGUUUAAUCUUAUAAAUGCUAUUACUAUUGGAUAA
Messenger RNA from Capsicum annuum, 846 nucleotides. RefSeq names its product receptor-like protein 19. The record is from RefSeq and is a predicted model, not a curated record. The transcript has 2 exons. Gene Ontology annotation, molecular function: protein binding. NCBI's taxonomy places the organism in Eukaryota, Viridiplantae, Streptophyta, Magnoliopsida, Solanales, Solanaceae. The coding region runs from base 1 to 846 and encodes 281 amino acids.